Messenger RNA from Candoia aspera, 2266 nucleotides. RefSeq names its product SBDS ribosome maturation factor (gene SBDS). The coding region runs from base 89 to 841 and encodes 250 amino acids. Gene Ontology annotation, biological process: ribosome biogenesis; cytosolic ribosome assembly. NCBI's taxonomy places the organism in Eukaryota, Metazoa, Chordata, Lepidosauria, Squamata, Candoiidae. The record is from RefSeq and is a predicted model, not a curated record. The transcript is spliced from 5 exons.
CCGCUGUUGGCUCGAGUUACGUCCAUCGGCAGUCGAGAGGGGACUGACCUCGCCGACGAACUGCGAGUGGCGCAGCUUCGCUUCUGUCAUGGCGAUCUUCACGCCGACUAACCAGAUUCGCCUGACCAAUGUGGCCGUCGUGCGGAUCCGGCGGGCGGGAAAACGCUUCGAGAUCGCCUGUUACCGGAACAAAGUCAUGGGCUGGCGGAGCGGCGCUGAAAAGGACCUUGAUGAAGUACUGCAGACGCAUACAGUGUUUGUGAAUGUGUCCAAAGGUCAAGUGGCAAAGAAAGAAGACCUUGUCAAAGCUUUUGGCACAGAUGAUCAGACUGAAAUCUGCAAAACGAUCUUAGCCAAAGGGGAAUUGCAGGUCUCUGAUAAAGAGCGUCACACUCAGCUGGAGCAGAUGUUUCGCGACAUUGCAACCAUUGUUGCAGACAAAUGUGUGAAUCCAGAAACCAAGAGGCCCUAUACAGUCAUUCUUAUUGAAAGAGCUAUGAAGGAUAUACAUUAUUCAGUCAAGCCUGGGAAAAGUACCAAGCAGCAGGCUUUGGAAGUCAUCAAGCAGCUGAAGGAGACUAUGCAGAUUGAGCGGGCGCACAUGAGGCUGCGCUUCGUCCUCCCUCGGAAAGAAGGCAAGAGAUUGAAAGAGAAGUUGAAACCACUGAUCAAAGUAAUCGAAAGUGAGGAUUUUGACGAACAGCUGGAAAUCGUGUGCCUUGUGGAUCCAGGCUGCUUCCGGGAGAUUGAUGAACUGAUCAGGUGUGAAACCAAAGGCAAAGGAACCCUUGAAGUGCUCAGCCUAAAAGAUGUGGAAGAAGGUGAUGAACGCCUGGAAUAAUUGGGUGCCCGUUGCUACCACUGUGCAAAGACUGUAUUAAAAGGCAUCCUAGAGUUGCCUCAUUGUGGACUGACCUUUGCUUUUUUCAGUUUGAGGUUUUAUGUAAUUAUUACUAGUCCUCUGCCCCUUCCCCAAACUUUGGUGGGUGGUAUCAGUUGAAAGUACCUUAUAACCACAUCUUAGAUUACCUGAUAAUGGAGGGAUUUUACACUGAGUUUACUUCUGUGUUGGUUGUUUUGAGUGUAACUGCAAAGUGACAGUUUCAUGUCAAGUGCCAAAACGCAGUUCCUUAAAAGCCAGGGGCUUCAAGGAAGGAACUGACUGCAGUCUUCAAGAAUUAGCAGCAUGAGCUAGUAACUCAGGUUCCCUCAAAACAAGCACAGUAGUGUCUGGUCUUACCAGCAGGAUUUGUUAGCUAAGAGAUAAACAGCCAUUGGUUGCUUUGUAUGAAGUGAUUGCACAAGUAUAACAUUGUCCUAAUGAUAGAAUAGCACGAUUCUGUGGAUUGUGAUUUACAGGCCAUCAGAAGAGUUUAGUGGCCAUCCUUCCAGAGUCAGUCUUGGAAUUUGUUCUUGAGUUCAAUCCCACUCCUUACUCCAAGUGAAAUUGUAAAAAUACUGACCUGAUACUGAAACCACAAGCUGUUCAGAUAGUUUAUUUUGAAAAAAAAAAAUAGAAUAAUCUAGAAAAAAAUAUUAAUUAGACAACCUUUUAAUUCAGAUAAAAGAACUAGUUUGGCUCCAGUGAUGUUUUAGGCUUUUUUUGUUGUUAUACUAAAUUUAAUAUUUAAGAGUAAGCCAAAAGAACAGAGAUCAGUUCAACACAAAACUCUAGGGUGACUUUGAUUUCCUGUGAGUAAACUAAUAGCCUGCUGUCGAGAAGAACAAAACACGUAUUGCCUGAUAUUUAUCUUUUCCUUGUAACCCUUGGAAUUCAUAGUGCAAACUAUAAGAGAAUUCUUUGAGGAAAGCUGCACUUUUUACUUCCUUAGACACUGAGUGAGAACUUUAAAGUUCUCAUAUCUAAUACAAAUCUUGAUGUACAACAUCACAAUCAUUUCUAUUGUAGAAUGUCAGACUUAAAGUUUGGAAAUUCUUAGAUUUUAAAAACGAGGUUGUAUUACAGUGAAUGUGUAACUUAAAUAAUUAUAGCCUAAAAGCUGCCAUUAAUACACUGAGGAAGAUACCAAAGCAUAGGUGAGGGGAUGCUUCCACAAUGCCUAUCCUGGACACCCCCCCCCCCCUUUUUUUCUUUUUUUAAACAAGCACCUUCCAGCUACCAUCCUAAUCCCCAGCCCACAAAGCUCAGUAGUUUUGUGUCAGUGGCUAAUUUUUCAACUAUAUGACUAACAAGAACUUCAGGGUCUGUUACUCACAAAGGUUGUCUUUAUACAAAUAAACUUUACUGCUGCUUCCUCUUCCUCCA